AUGUGCGAACGUCAUAAUACCAAGGAAGAAGAAGAGAUCCAAUCCCAUGACAGGUCCAUGGACUCCACCCUGCAAAAAAAAAGAGGCUUUCCAGGGCCUGGUAGAUAUUUCACUGAUAUGUUGAAAGAAUCCGGGCAACACCCUAUUACCAAAUCCACGCAUCCUGUACAGACUUGCCACUCAUUCUUCCUGCGUCGAAACAAAAUGGCGACGGGUGGUUUAUCUCGGGAGCAUUUUAUCUGCUCUGUCUGUCUCGAUGUCUUCUCCAACCCCGUCACGAUUCCCUGUGGACACAACUUCUGCCAGGGAUGCAUACAGUCCUACUGGAACAAAGGGGAGUGCAGCUGCCCUCUGUGUAUGAGAAAGUUCGCUGAGAGACCUGAGCUGGCCAUGAACCAUGUUCUAGACGCCCUGUCCAACACUCUCAGAUUGGCGGAGCCACAUCGUGAACCAGCAAAAAUCUCCAUUCCUCCCAGGAAAAUGGCAGGGAAGUGUACAGCUAUAGUUGAAGACCUGGCCCAGCCAAGGGACGUGAACACGUUAUGUGGUGAACAUGGUCAACCUCUGUCUCUGUUCUGCCUGGAUGAUAAGGCUCUGAUCUGCGCUCAAUGUGACUCUCUGGGUCAUAAGACCCACAAAACCACACCUGCAGAGGAACAGAUCCCCCAAAUCAAGCAGAGACUGCUGAAAGAGCUGCUUGCCAAACAGUACAGUGUGUGCACGGUGAAGACUGAUAUUCUCAAAGCAAAGAACACCAUGGAGUCAUUCAAGAUCUCUGCCAGGCUACAGAAACAAGAACAGCAGACCAAUUUCAUCAUGCUGAUCUCAGCCAUCACAGAGGAGCAGAAACAACUGAUGGCCUCAAUGGAGGAGAAAGAGAAAGAGAUGUUGCUGAAAACAGAGAGUGAGAUUCAGAAGAUGGAGAAGAGAUUCAAGAGCUUGGAGGAUGAGGUCACUGGGAUUGAGCUCGCAUUGCAGGGUGAAGAACCUGGGAGGUUGCUUCAGGAUUACAAUGCCCUGCAGAAAGGCCCAGUUGAUGCAUCUCCAUACCUUGUCAGUCUGGACCCAGAGGAGAGACUUGUUCAGGCAGGAGAACUCAAAGAGAUGCUCCACAAGGAGGUUGACAGGAUCUGGAAGGACCAAGGUUGUGACGCUAGGACAGCUUUACGUGUAGAUCCCACAGCCUUUUGGUGUCCACUGUCAACACUGAAACAAUGUAAGUACAAUGAAUCUGAUUUGAUUUUAACAUGACGUUAUAUUCACUUUGUGAAAGUCUCUGGUAUUGAGCAAUACUUCCAUGUAGUCUAAUGGUUCAGUACUAGACAUACACAAUAUCUGAUAUCAGAGCCUAUUGUGUACAGUUGAAACACAACACUAAUCAAACUGUUGGAGUGGGUAAACACUCCACAAUAGAUCAAUAGUAUUUUUUUUAUGCAGUUGCCUAGGUGAUAAUUACAAUUGCCUCACCUGUAUGAGGGUGGUACAUCGUGGUAAUAAAAACAUUAGUGAACUAAUUAUUGUUACAAUAUAUGUAUAUAUAUAUCUCACACAUUUUAGAAUUGUGGUGCAUUUAGUUACUUCCUUUUGCACAGUAAAGCAUUAAAAAAAAUAGAUGUUUUGGGGAAUAGAAAAAUAAACAUCUGGAUAGAAAGAUUGUGAUUGAAUGUAGGAAAUGAUACAUAUUGUAUAAGCAUUAAAAAUACAGUGCAGACAUAUCAUCUAUAAACAAAGGUUCAGUACAGUGCAGACAUCAUCUAUAAACAAAGGUUCAGUACAGUGCAGACAUAUCAUCUAUAAACAAAGGUUCAGUACAGUGCAGACAUAUCAUCUAUAAACAAAGGUUCAGUACAGUGCAGACAUAUCAUCUAUAAACAAAGGUUCAGUACAGUGCAGACAUAUCAUCUAUAAACAAAGGUUCAGUACAGUGCAGACAUAUCAUCUAUAAACAAAGGUUCAGUACAGUGCAGACAUAUCAUCUAUAAACAAAGGUUCAGUACAGUGCAGACAUAUCAUCUAUAAACAAAGGUUCAGUACAGUGCAGACAUAUCAUCUAUAAACAAAGGUUCAGUACAGUGCAGACAUAUCAUCUAUAAACAAAGGUUCAGUACAGUGCAGACAUAUCAUCUAUAAACAAAGGUUCAGUACAGUGCAGACAUAUCAUCUAUAAACAAAGGUUCAGUACAGUGCAGACAUAUCAUCUAUAAACAAAGGUUCAGUACAGUGCAGACAUAUCAUCUAUAAACAAAGGUUCAGUACAGUGCAGACAUAUCAUCUUUAAACAAAGGUUCAGUACAGUGCAGACAUAUCAUCUAUAAACAAAGGUCCAGUACAGUGCAGACAUAUCAUCUAUAAACAAAAGUCUGAAUGAGAAAUCAUCACUUGGACCUCAAGGAUCCAUGUUUUUUGUAUUGAUAGAUUAAAUACCAUCUCAUUGUGAGAGCUUUUUUGGGAGGUUACCCCCUCUGAUAGGUGUGACCUGUUCUAGACCCACAAAAGCAUAAAGAGGCCGUGUUUGCCUUCUAAGUAGUGUUUUACCACAGCAUAGUCAAUAUUACCAUUAACGAUGACUGUUUUUAAGUAUUCUUGACUGAAUCAACAGAUGAAAAGACCAUCACCUUGGAUCCCAAUUCUGUCGGAAGACAUAUCUGGCUAUCUCUGGACAUGACCAGUGCUAGGAACACAUACCCAUACAUCCAGCCCCACACCCUCCACCCAGAGCGGCUCAAACAGCGCGAACUGGUGAGGGGCGCACAAGGCUUCAGUAGAGGCUGUCACUACUGGCAAGUGCACUUUAAGAAUCUUCCCAGUGGUUCACAGGAGGGCUCGUGUUGUGAGGUUGGGGUGAUGUACAAGGAAAACGCUGGCAAAAUGAAGAAGAGUUGGCGCAUACGGUUUUCCACCUCUCAGUCUACGCCAUAUGCUGAGGCAAAUUCAGAUGAGGCAGUUUAUACCAUAACCAAUGGUAACAACUCUCUUCGCGGCAUUCAUGUGUAUUUAGACUGUGACUCUGGAAUCCUUGCUGUGUACGGUCAAAGUAACUCAGUUAAUGCAGUAAAUCGUGUUUACUCUUUCCACACCAAAUUCAGUGAACCUCUGUACCCCAUGUUUGUAAUCCCUAAAGGGGCAGAUAUUAAGUUAAAUUAGGGGACCCAAAUGAUGAAUAUACCCAUCGGUAGAUUUAUAGUCAUGGAACGGUUACAUAAUCUAAAUUGUUUAUUUGGAAUGCAAUCUCUUUUUUUUGUACACUGUUAAAAGAAAAAGUCAAACGGCACGAUUGAUAGUUGUGUAUUUAUUAAACAUGAUGCUUGUUGUGACGGCAGAUGAGGGUGGAUGAGUUUUUUUUUUUUAAACACCCAAAAAUGUGCACUUGAUGAAAUUGAUGGAUUGAAAUAUCAAUAAAAAUGCAAUGUAACAACAA
Oncorhynchus keta (chum salmon) is the source of this 3418-nucleotide messenger RNA. Its product is annotated as E3 ubiquitin-protein ligase TRIM11-like. The transcript has 7 exons. Gene Ontology annotation, molecular function: zinc ion binding. The record is from RefSeq and is a predicted model, not a curated record. Bases 1 to 1251 code for a protein of 416 amino acids. NCBI's taxonomy places the organism in Eukaryota, Metazoa, Chordata, Actinopteri, Salmoniformes, Salmonidae.